GAUGGAUCAAUAUGAUUAUGGAGAUUAGGAAGACUUUGAAGAUUAUGAUUAUUAAGAUGAAGAAUUUACAAAUUACUAAGGAUCCAAUUUAAAAAUAUUAAUGGUAAAUAAUAUGUCAAUUUAAAGGUGGCAGAAAAAAAUUCAAUUGCAGAAGCUGUUGCAUAUGCAAUUGGUAGCAAAGUGAGAGCAAAAAAGGGUAGAUAAGCAUUCUUUUAUUUUUCUGGAAUGUUUAAGGGAUAAUAAGCUAAUUUUACAGUGACUGCAACUAAUGGGCAUUUAUUUUCUAGAGAUUUUCCAAAAGAAUAUGAAAAUUGGGUAAUUAUUAAUUAUAGAUUUAAGAAUUCAUGUGAUCCAAUAGAACUAUUUUAAGCAAAAACUAUAAAAAAGGCAGCAAAUAAAGCAGCAAUAGGUUUAUUAAAGAAAUGUUCUUCAGGAAUAGAUUAUUUAAUAUUAUGGUUGGAUAAUGAUAGAGAAGGAGAGAAUAUUUGUUUUGAAGUUGAUGAAAUAUGUAAUUCAUAAGGAAGAGCAAAGUAAUUUAAUUUACAAAAUUUAUUUAGAAAAUUGAGAGCAAAGUUUUCAUCAAUAACAUAAACAGAUUUGAAAUAUGCUUACAAUUAAUUGAAUUCAGGUCCAAAUAUUUUAGAAUCUGAAUCAGUAGAUGCUAGAUAGAUAAUAGAUUUAAAAGUUGGAGUAGCAUUCUCAAGAUUUUAAACUCUUCACUUUUAAAAAAAGUAUUCAAUGGAUUAAAUGGUAACUUUUGGUCCUUGUUAAACACCUACAUUAGGAUUUUGUGUAGAGAGACAUGAAGAAAUAGCUAAUUUUGUACCUAAAGCUUUUUAUACUAUCAAAUUAAGUAUAGUGAAUAAUGUAGGAUUCAAAUAAGAAGUAGAAUGGCUUGUAUUUAUUAUAUUAAAAAAAUAGGGUUAAUAAAUAUGGAAAGAACAAGAGGCUAAAUUAGUUGUUUAGUAAUUACUAAAUUAUAAGUAAGGAGAUGUAAUAAGUUAAUAAAUUGAAUAAAAAUCAAAGCCUAGACCUGAGGGUAUCAAUACAGUUUCACUUUUGAAAUUUGCCUCAUCUUAUUUAGGUUUAGGACCAUAAUAAGCUAUGCAUGUAGCAGAAAGAUUAUAUUUGAAAGGUUAUAUAAGUUAUCCAAGAACAGAAACUACUGCAUAUCCUCAUGAAUUUCCAACUCCAAAAAUUAUUAAUAAUUUAUAGAAAUAUAAAGAACCACUUAUUAGUGAACAUAGUAAAUAUUUAAAAACAAAUGGUCAUUCAAAUCCAAAAUAAGGAGUUGAUGUAGGAGAUCAUCCACCUAUUACUCCAACAGAAAAUGUACCAUAAAAUGAUCUUUAUGGGGAAGAAAGGACUAUGUAUGAAUAUGUAGUCAAAAUGUUUUUGGCUGCUCAUUCAAAAGAUUGUAAAUAUGAAAAUCAUACAUUAAAAUUUAUUGUAAAUGAUCAUUAGUUUAAAUACUAAGCAAAAUAUAUUUUGGAUCCAGGAUUUACUAAAAUAGCUACUUGGUUAGCAAUCACUGAAAACAAAAGUGAUUUAACUAAAUUUGUAACCAAUAACAAAGUAUAAAUUGGUUUUGUUGAAUAUUAAUAAGGAUAAACAAGUCCACCUGAUCAUUUAACAGAAACUGAACUAAUUACUUUGAUGGAUAAAUUUAAAAUUGGUACUGAUGCUUCUAUGGCAACACAUAUCAAUAAUAUUUGUGAAAGAUAAUAUGUUAAAGUUGAAGGAUAAUCUAGAAAAUUAAAGCCUACUGAUUUAGGAUUAUCAUUAGUAAGAGGUUAUAAAAGAAUUGAUCCAGAUCUAGUUGCACCUUAAUUAAGAUCGAACAUAGAAUCUUAAGUUGAUUAAAUUGCUAAAGGAAAACUUAAAUGUCAUUAAGUCAUAGAUGAAGUUAUACAAAUUUUUACUAAAAAAUAUAUACAUUUUAGAGAUAGAAUCAAUGAUUUUUAAUUAAUUUAAUACCAUCAAUAAGGAAUCAAUAAAUAAAUUAAAUAAUAAGUUGAAGAAAUAAUCUUAAGUAGAUGUGGAGAUUGCAAUCGAUAUUUAGUAUAAUCAAAUAAUUCUGCUAUCUGUAAAUAGUGUAUCAAGACUUAUCCUUUAUUACCAGAUUGUAAAUUUAAAGCAUAUGGAGCUUAUAGAUGUCCAUUUGAUAAAGUAAAAUUAAUUUAUAUAUUAUUAGUUUGAAUUACUAUUUUGUACUAGUAAUAAAUCUCCUUUCAAUACUACUCUUCUUUGUCCUAAAUGUUUUAGUUAAUCACCUUUGGUAACAUCAGAUUAAUGCACUUGUAAUAUAUGUCCAAAUGUUGAUUGUGAAAAAUCAAAGGAAUCUAGGAUGGUUGGAAAAUGCAAGAGUUGCAAAAUUGGUGAACUUAUUUUAGAACCAUUUAUUAGUAAAGGAUAACAAAUUUGUAUAUCAUGUAAUGAAUGUUGGUGUCUCUAUUAACUUGUUCCUGCCAUUUUAUAAGUUGAUAUUACAAAAAAUGCUUGUGCAUAAUGUUAAGUAAUAUUUUAUUUAUAUAUAUUUAAGUUAAAAACAUUUAAUUUAUUAACAAAAACUAAAGAUAAAGAAGAGAUUAAGUAUAGUAAUGUUUGUUUACUUUGUCAUGAAGAAUUAAAUAAAAAAUUAUUAUAUGCACCAUAUUUAGGAGAAAAGAAAUUUAUGAUUUAAUAAAAAAAACAAGAUUAACCAGUUAAAGAAGAAGAAAUAAAUAAAGAAACUUUCUCUAAAGGACGUAAGAAAUUCUCCAAAAAUCCAAGAAAAACUAAUUAACGUGAUGAUGAUCAAUUUACACAAAAAAAGAAUGAUAAUGCUGAUUGGGCUGCUUUAUUACUAGCAUAAUCUGUGGCUAAUAAUAAAUAAAAAUCAUAAAAAUAAUAGAACUAAGAGGAAGGGCAAUAAAAUUAAUAACAAUAAUAAUAAAUAAAUGAACCAGGAUUAGUUUUAAUAGAAUAAAAAAAAAAGAGAAAUCAUUGA
Messenger RNA from Paramecium pentaurelia, 2989 nucleotides. Lineage: Eukaryota; Ciliophora; Oligohymenophorea; Peniculida; Parameciidae. The record is from the annotation of a GenBank genome assembly.